Messenger RNA from Laccaria bicolor S238N-H82, 2073 nucleotides. RefSeq names its product copper transporter (gene CTR-C). The record is from RefSeq and is a predicted model, not a curated record. The transcript is spliced from 10 exons. Lineage: Eukaryota; Fungi; Basidiomycota; Agaricomycetes; Agaricales; Hydnangiaceae. Bases 1 to 2073 code for a protein of 690 amino acids. Gene Ontology annotation, biological process: copper ion transmembrane transport. Gene Ontology annotation, molecular function: copper ion transmembrane transporter activity. Gene Ontology annotation, cellular component: membrane.
AUGCACGUUAGUGCGACGAUAUCGUCCUGGAGAUGGUCAAUUAUCAAUUCAAUAAUCUCUGUUGGAAAGACUGGGGACUUGGAAAGGUGUUCCGAGUCCAUUAUGGUCAUUAGUCUCUCAGGCUGUAUAUUUCCCCUCCUUACUGACCCUCCCAACUACAGGAACACAGACAUAAUCAACACAUGCAUCGUCUUCCGCUCCUGGCACAUCCACACGCACACUCAAUUCGUUCUCUCCCUCCUCGCCAUCACCUUGAUAGGGCUGUUCUACGAGUACCUCCGUGUUGUCCAGCGGGGCUUGGAUCGCCGUAUCGCGCUGAGUCUCAGUGCGGCUAAGGCUGGGAAAAUUAGGAUCCCCAGUAGGGGGAGCAGCCCUGAUGCGGAGGGCGCUGAGGGGUUGGAAGAUUCGUUGCUUGGGGGACGGAAUGGGCGGGCGGUUAGGUCGGCUUUGAAUGGAACUUCGGUACCUCCUGCGUCGAGGGCCCUCCGUGCGGCGUUGUAUGGCGCCACUGUUUUCCUAUCCUUCUUCCUCAUGUUGGUGUUCAUGACGUACAAUGCAUAUUUGAUCACAGCCGUCGUCGUCGGCGCCGCCCUUGGUCAUUAUAUUUUCGGCGCAACCAUGAACGUUGAUGCAAUUCUUGUUGAUACCCAGGGAGGCAAGGGCAUGGCAUUAUUCCGCUUCACGGAAUUUAUGGAGGGCAAGAGUGUGGCGGAGAUUUUGGAUCAGUUGGGGGAGAGGGACGUCCUUGGGAUUUUGAAGCAGGUUGUGGACCUGGAGAAGAGGACGAUGGAGAUUAUCUUUCCGGCUGGGGGGAGUUUAUACUUUGCUGAGGAUCUGGAGAAUGUACCAGGUGUCUCUGGGCCUAUUAAAGGCAUCCCGCCCGAAGACAUGCAGUUUUGCGUCGGUCCGGAGACCAGCUGUCCGACACAACUCAUGAAGUAUGGUGGGCUCUCACAGUGCAAGUUCAGCUAUUGCAUGAGGCCUGGCCCUUGGAACUUUUGGAGUGCGAAGAUGGCAAACCCCUCGAGGAUUCUCAAGGUCGGCUUGUUGCUCGUGGAUUAUCCGUUCGGAUGCAGUGCCGGGGGUGGUCAGAUCAUGUGCAUGAACGAUCAGUCCUCUGACUUGGAUCUUAUGCUGGUUCUUGAUUCACUGUCCGUUCGAAUCGAGAAUGCCCUCUCGACCUUGGCUGAAAAGUUCCCUGUUGACAAGAGCAAGUUCUUCUCUGCGUUAUUUGAAGGUGGCGCACCACCCACCGGCUACGGUUGGUCAGAAAGUGAGGUGUCGGCUUUGUCGACGACCACCGCGUUCCGCACUGGAAUAGAUCGACGAGACCAGUUCCUCGGAAUACGUCGCUGUGUCGUUUGUGGGGCUUCCAGUAUUGAGGGUCUAGAGCAUUGCCACAUUAUUAUGGUGUCGGAGCCUCAGACCUGGAAGGACCUCAAGGCUCGCAGUUGGAUCCCUGAUCAGGCCAAAGAUGAUCCUGGUCAUGAACCACGCAAUGGCAUGACUAUGUGUGCAUGGCAUCAUCGCCUAUUCGUUUCAUAUGUUUUCUUUAUCCGUCUCCUUGCAGACAUUCGCAAGUUCGUGUUUAUCAACUACUCCGCCAGAGUGGACCUUCAGCAAUUCCAUGGUAAAGCCAUCGCCCUUGAUAUCAACGACAGAUAUGCACCCUUCCCUUCCCUAUUCAUAAUUCAUGAGAUGCGCGUUCGUGGAUUCCACCCCUUUCAACCUGUUUCUCCACCCGUCCCCGCCCCCGAUGAUAUACAUUGGCAAGACUGGAUUUCGUCAGAACAAGUGUUUAACAAUGCCUCAGCUUCCUUCAAACGUAAUAUGCCACCACACAACGAGAGAUCUGCGGAAACACAGCUGCCGUCUCACCCUACGACUACGACGACGGCACCAUCAGGUCAACGUACAUUAGCGCUGAACGCAGACGUCAUCAAUGACAUCCUUGCGGCGACGCGUGCCAUGCCGUCGUGGAAGGCCUGCGUGGUUGAGGGCACGAGCUGGACUGGCACGGCGGAAGAAAACAUCCAAAAAUAUGUCUCUUCUAUUGGUACACAAGAUGAUUGA